This is a messenger RNA of Hypoxylon fragiforme, 1176 nucleotides long. RefSeq lists its product as uncharacterized. The transcript is spliced from 5 exons. The record is from RefSeq and is a predicted model, not a curated record. The coding region runs from base 1 to 1176 and encodes 391 amino acids. NCBI's taxonomy places the organism in Eukaryota, Fungi, Ascomycota, Sordariomycetes, Xylariales, Hypoxylaceae. Gene Ontology annotation, molecular function: ubiquitin protein ligase activity. Gene Ontology annotation, cellular component: synaptonemal complex. Gene Ontology annotation, biological process: reciprocal meiotic recombination.
AUGGAUCAAAUGCUGCGCUGCAAUGCCCUAAAGUGCCGAAAAGAGCUUAGAGACCGAGCAUUGGUGACCACCUGCAGUCAUAUCUUCUGUACCGACUGCGCUGCCCGUCUAGGCUUAACCGCACAGCGACACGAGCAUCGCAACUCGUGUCCGGCUUGCGGCUGUCAGUUAACGAACCCCGACGACGCUGUCAUUUCGAACCUCAAUCCCAGCGAAGACUAUAAGACUAGCGUUCUCAGUGGCUUGAGUCCUAAUAUUAUCAUCGAGUGUACAAGCCGGGCUCUCAGCUUUUGGGCCUAUCAAGCCACCCAAGAAGUAGUCUAUCAAGAAUACCUCGGCAAGACUCUCACCGAGAAAUACUCGAACCUAAGCGUUCACCUAGACAAGGUCAUAAAUGAAGCAAAUUUAGAGAUCACUAGCUUACAAGGCAAGCUUACUAAUAUGAAGAUGGAUCAAGAAAGUCUUCGUAGAAAAAAUGAAGAGUUGACGCAGGCAUACAAGGAGAAAAACCGAAAGUUUCUUCAGGUUCAGGAGUUGUACGACAAGCUUAAGCGAAAAGCAAUGCUUGGGCAAAUGCAAGAUGCCGCCGAGGAUGCAGUGGAUUCAACCCUCCAUGGCCCAUCAGUAGGAGUCCCUCAGUUCGAAGGCACAAGCGAAAACCCUACGAAUUAUGGAGGGCAUGGAUCACCGUAUGGACAUCAUAAUCCAAUAGUCCACGAUCAACAGAGGGUACCAGCCGGAUACCAACACCAGCCUGGGAUUCAAGGCUAUGGAAGCAGCUGGCCCAAGAUGGGAGCUCAAUCAAAUAUCCCCAUUACUCCGUCAACGCAUCGUCAACGCGUUGGCGAAUCAGCAGGCAUUGGCCUGUCUUCCAUUCCUGGCCUCGUAAUAGGAACCCCCCAAACGCAGUCAGGCCGUAUCAACACACGUCCGCCCCUAGGUUCUACACCCCCCAAUGGCUAUCAAAGCUCCACGAGGUUUCCUCCUGUUGGGUUAAGUUCCGGGCUCAAGAUUAGUCAAGGCGGAGGGAAUCCCGACGGGUUUGCCACCUCGACGACAAGACCACGGGCGGCUCAUCGACCAGCGCCGAUGUCUGCGAAUUUUAACCGGCGACCAACUGGGGGACAACCAGAAACAAUUCUUGGCGGGAUUCGAAGUGGGUUUACGAAUCUUUGA